Molecule: messenger RNA, 5172 nt
Organism: Pantherophis guttatus
Lineage: Eukaryota; Metazoa; Chordata; Lepidosauria; Squamata; Colubridae
Product: excitatory amino acid transporter 5-like
Biological process (GO): L-glutamate transmembrane transport
Cellular component (GO): plasma membrane
Molecular function (GO): glutamate:sodium symporter activity; neutral L-amino acid transmembrane transporter activity; L-glutamate transmembrane transporter activity
Source: RefSeq, a predicted model, not a curated record
GACUCGGAUUACGACAGUGACGAGGACACGUUAUGAGACGCAGGUCGCUUUCCGCUAGGCUCAAAGGCUGCAGCCAGCGGAUCCCUCGCUCUUCCCUGCCCAGGGGGUUACGACCUGCCGGGCUUGGGGGCUCUUGGUCCCCUCCUGCCCCCCAUCCAGGCCAAGGGGAUGCGCCCAGCCCUGGCCGGGGGGCCCUCCUGGUGCCCUCAGUGAGAUUCGGGGGAGGGGGCAGCAUGUGGGGGCAGCCGAAACAGGCCCUGCUGGGCUCGCUCUCCCUCCGCCUGGGGGAGGCCUGGCAGAGGCUCAAGGUCUUCUGGAGCGAGAACGGGCUGCUGACCCUCUCCGUCCUCUCCGUGGUGACCGGCUGCCUGGUGGGCUUCCUCCUCCGCUUGCUGGAACUCUCCCAUCUGGCGAAACAAUAUUUCUCCUUCCCCGGGGAACUCCUGAUGAGGAUGCUGAAGAUGCUAAUUUUGCCGCUCAUCACCUCCAGCCUGAUGUCCGGCUUGGCCACCAUGGACUCCCGAGUCUGCGGCAAGAUGGGCCUGCUGACCAUCACUUACUACCUUUGGACCACCUUCGUAGCCGUCACCACAGGCAUCGUGCUGGUGAUCAGCAUCCACCCGGGCGCCGCUGCCCAGAAGGAGGAGCACUCGGUGGGCAAAGUGGUGCUCAGCUCGGCCGAUGCCCUGCUGGACCUCAUCAGAAAUAUGUUCCCUUCCAACCUGGUGGAGGCUUCCUUCCAGCAGUAUCGGACUGUCCUCGUCCCCGUAGUGAAAUCCUCCGGGAUCCCGAAGAAGGCCAGCUCGUCUUUCAGCUUCAUUUACUUGGUGCCCGAUCCCGGGAACCCAGAGAUCCAGCGUCCCGUUCUGCUGGAGAUCACUCCCUCGCCGGAAAUGAUCUACGAGGCGCUCCCUGGGAACAACAACGAAAUGAACGUCUUGGGCAUCGUCCUCUUCUCGGCCACGGUCGGCCUUCUCUUGGGGAAGAUGGGGGAGCGAGGGGCCCCCCUGGUUAACGUGUGCCAGUGCCUGAACGAGGCCGUGAUGAAGAUUGUGGCCAUGGCGACGUGGUACUUCCCUUUCGGGAUCGUCUUCUUGAUCGCCGGGAAGAUCUUGGAGAUGGAAAACCCAGCGCUGACGGGGAAGAAGCUGGGCCUCUACGCCAUGACGGUGGUGACCGGGCUGGCCAUCCACGCCCUUUGCUUCCUGCCCCUCCUCUUCCUCAUCCUGACCCGGAAAAACCCCUUCCCCUUCAUCCGGGGAAUUCUCCAGGCCCUGCUGAUCGCCCUGGCCACCUCGUCCAGCUCAGCCACGCUGCCCAUCACCCUGCGGUGUCUCCUGGAGAACAACCGGAUUGACAAGCGCAUCGUCCGUUUCAUCCUCCCGGUCGGAGCGACCAUCAACAUGGACGGGACCGCGCUCUACGAGGCGGUGGCCGCCAUCUUCAUCGCCCAGGUGAACGAGUACGACCUCGACCUGGGACAGCUCAUCACCAUCAGCAUCACAGCCACGGCCGCCAGCAUCGGGGCCGCUGGGAUUCCUCAGUCGGGCCUCGUCACCAUGGUCAUCGUGCUCACCUCCGUUGGCCUCCCCACCGAAGACAUCACGCUGAUCGUCGCCAUCGACUGGGCCCUGGACCGGUUACGCACCAUGACCAACGUCCUGGGUGACGCACUGGCCGCCGGGAUCAUAGCUCACAUCUUCCAGAAGGAGUUCGCCCCAAAGGACCCCGUGAAUGAGAGGCUGGUCUCUCCCCAACCUCAGGAGCCCGGGGCGCAAGGGAUGGAGGAGGCCCUUCCUGGACAGAACGGUCGCUGCAUCUGCGAGGUGUGAAGGCUUCCCAUCACCCGCGACGUCCAGGGGGCCAGUGCUGGGGUUGCUCCCUUUGACUCUCCAGGACCCCCAAGAAGGAAGAGUGAGGAGCCACCCGCCCUGACUCUGCUCUCCCGGAAGCCCUUUAGGGGAAGCCAAGAUCGGGGCCCACCAGAAGAGACGCCUCAGAGGUUGCCGGAACUUCCUGGAAACUGGAUAUUGGACUGUUGGCUCCUUUUUUAUUUUAAUUUUUUUUUUCAUAACGAAAGCAAAAACUUUCCAUCAGCUUUCUUAGUCCUUAUCCCUGAGACGCCCUCUAACACACCGGCCAGCGUUCCAGUUCUAAAAACUAAGAAGUGUCUUUUCUAAGUAGGGGGAGGGGAUGACACCAAAGAGGAGGCACCUUUGCCAGCUGGCUGCAACCCUUCCGGGGGUCCAGGCACCCGGGGGGGGGCUUGCCAAGUGCUUCCCACAAGUAUCCUCUCUGACUAGCUCGUCCUUGAUGGCACAAGCCUGCUCACACACACACACACACACACACACACACACACACACACACACAGUUGGCAGCAGAGGCUGACAGUUGUGAGUCCAUGGAGAACAAUCAAUCAGUGGGAAAAAUUUUCCUCCAGAAGUUGUGGAUGCUCCAUCACUGGAGGUCUUUAAGAAGAGAUUGGACAGCCACUUUUCUGGAAUGGUAGAGGCUCUCCUGCUGAAGCAGGGGGUUGGACUAGAAGACCUCCAAGGCCCCUUCCAACUUCCCCGUGGAAAGGGGCAGAAAGCAGAGAUGACCAGGGGCAGGAGGGACUCAGCGGGCAACACAGUCCUGGCUGAGCUCACACUGAGAGGCUGCAGGGAAGAAUUUCUGGGGAGGGUCUGGGGAGCCCCUGAGGCACAGCAAAGCGAGGUUGUGGGGCUGAUUCUGAUGUUUCCCAGUCCUAAUGUGGCACCUCCUCUCUGCCACCGAAGCGGGAAUGUUUUAAACUGUUCCAGGGGUUUUAUGCAUCAAUUCACAUCUGUGGCUGAUAAAAAAAAAAUGUAGCUGGGCACAGCCAGUAUGGGUGACUUCCAGAAGAGAUGCCUCUCUCUGCAGUUCUCACCUUUGCAGGUGAAACCCAGCCCAGGAUCUGUUCUGGCCCCAAGCAGGAACUUCAGCAGGACAUGAAGAGACCUUCCGUCCUAUAACUAACUCCGUGAAGGGAUUGCUCAAUUCUGAAGGGUCUUUGCUCCGUCAGGGGGAAUCCAAGGGUCCCGAAAUCUCAAACAGAACCACCUCAACUCCCAUUUCCAAUAUUUUGAGUGAGCGGCUGAAGACUUUUCCUCUGCUGGCUCUGGGAAAUGUUGCUGACUGAGCUCAUCAUUUGGCCCGAUCACUUUAACAUGUCUGUGAAAACAGAGUCACGAUUUUGAUGGAGAAGACCAGGAACAUCCGCCUUCGGAAAAGCUGAGGGACGUGGAACAUGCUGGGUGAUUGAGAAAGCCAGGGAAUUCCACAAGGCUUCAACAAUUAUAGGAAGGGCUUUGUGUUAACCACGUCAAGUGGUGGCAUGACGUCAGGAGAAUCCCAGAAGGUCCUGGGGAGAAGCCGAGGUGGAGGUCAGGAAGCCUCAAGAUGGCCAGAACAUGGAGAAGCAGACGGGCUCCAGGCUGGCAAAUUUGGGGGAGGGGGACAGGUCUAAAUCCACUCCCCUUAUUUAGUCCACCUCUGUGUAGAGUAGAUAUUAAGGAAGCUGGAUUGUAAGAAGAUGAGCAGGGCCUUAAAAGUGGAGGAAGGGACAUCAACAACCUUGGUAGCCUGUGAUGACGCUAUCUUGAUGGCCAAAACAUGCACAGGAACAGCUCCUAGCGAUAAAAGUUCAAGGAACAGAGUGAAAAAAGGGAGAGAUAUUAAAUAUAAAGAAAACUAAAAUAACGAUAGAACGACCAGCCUCAGAAUUCAGAAUGGAGUUACAACAAACGGUGCAGACCUAAAGGUGCUUUUUUUUUUUUCAAGAGGCAACUGGACUUUCUGGGAUUUCUUUGAAGACGUUUCACUUCUCAUCCAAGAAGCUCCUUCAGCUCCGACUGGGUGGUGGGGAAGGGAAGGAUUGAUACUCCUUGCAGACAGCCGGUCAUUUGCAUCCUUUUUAGGGAGUCGUUGAGGCCGCUUGGAGGUUUGUCUGUGUCCUCGGGGUCCCCUGAGUGGUGCAAGUGGGUGUGGAGCCACCUUGGAGCUGCCGAAGGGAUUGUGUUGUGGAGCUGUGCUUUCUGCAGGAUCUUUUCCGCCCUGCUGGGUCCCUUCACUGUUGAGCACCAGAGUGAGCCUGGGUGACCCUGAGGACACAGACAGACCUCCAAGUGGCCUCAACGACUGAUGUUUUUGAACUUUGGUGUUGUUGGAGGAAGCUCUUGAGAAUAGCACGGAUGGCCAAGAAAGCAAACAAAUGGAUUACAGGGCAAAUUAACCUCAGGUAUUCUCUCGUGGCAGAAAUGAUUGAUUUCAAAUGAUCAUGUUCUUCAGACAAAAGGCUUGGAAAAAAAUCAGUCAUGCUAGAAAAGAUGGAAGGAAAAAGAAGAAGCGAAAGAAGAAGCCACUUGCCAUGUUGCAUCUCUCGCCAGCUGUGCAACUUACGGAAAUGUUCAACAUGCACAAUUUUCUAGACAGACUUAAGAAAUCACUCCAGCGCUGAGCCAGGGCUUUCCAGAGAGACAGACAGACAGACAGAGAUUGGAUGGAAAGAAAGACAUCUACAAAAUGAUUGUGGUACAUUCCAUGUUUAUCUGGGAUUGCCUCAAACUCUGGCUGAAUUUAUUUAUUUCAGCAAAUUUAUAUGGCCACCCAACUGAUUCUCAGUGACUCCAGGCUGCUUACAGAGGUUAAUUUGGUCAACUUCAAAGUUUCUAUUUUCUCAUAGUAAUGACAUUGUUCCUAGAGCAGGAACAACUCCCAGAAUUCCUCAGCCAGAAUGCACUGGCUGAGGAAUUCUGGGAGUUGAAGUCCACAAGUCGUAAAGUUGCCAAGGUUGGAGAACCCUCUCCUAGAGAGUAUCUGUUCUUUUAAUCGCAAUGGCCGUAGCGCUUAGACUUACAUACCGCUUCACAGUGCUUUAUGGCCCCCUCUAAGCAGUUUACAGAGUCAGCCUAUUGCCCCCAAUAACCUCAGCCCUCAUUUUACCGACCUCGGAAGUAAGGAUGGAAGGCUGGAACUGGUGAGAUUCGAACUGCCAAACUGCAGUCAGCCAGCGGUCAGCAGACAUAGCCUGAAGUACUGCAUUCUAGCCACUGCACCAUCACGCUAAUCAUGGGUUAAUAACAAUUAACCCACCCCCCAAAAUAAAUGUAAAUAACUACAUCAGCAAUAUUCAUAAAAUAAUUUUCUACA